This is a messenger RNA of Vigna angularis (adzuki bean), 1791 nucleotides long. Its product is annotated as UPF0481 protein At3g47200. Bases 116 to 1606 code for a protein of 496 amino acids. NCBI's taxonomy places the organism in Eukaryota, Viridiplantae, Streptophyta, Magnoliopsida, Fabales, Fabaceae. The transcript has a single exon. The record is from RefSeq and is a predicted model, not a curated record.
CACGGGCAUAGGACCUUCAUUGAUUUUCUUUCCUCAAGUUUACAUUUCCUUUUACUUUGAGUUUGCCAUGCUCUAUGUUCUUAUUAGAGCUUAAAAGUGGCUUCUCAUUUUUCCAAUGGCAUGUACAAAACUCAUCAAGUUGCUUUAUCUCAAGUUCAACACUAGAAAACUUCACGGAAAGGCCAACAGAAUGACCUCAAAUUGGAGACGUGCUAUGAAGAUAGAGUUAGAACGUGGAAACAGUGGAAAGCAAGAAGAAAGUCACCACCGAGUUUGCAUAUACCGUGUUCCAUCUAGCUUGCGUCGGAUCAAACCCAAAGCCUAUGAACCCAAAAACAUCUCCAUCGGUCCCUAUCACCAUGGAGAACCCCACUUGAGAGACAUGGAGACCCUGAAGAAAAGAUUCUAUCGCCGCCUCUUCAACAAUCAUGCCAAUAAAGCCAAACUAGGCGAGGCUUUUGAGUUCCUUGAGAAGGAAGAACGCCAAGUUCGAGGAUUUUACAACGAACACAUCAAAUUGAGCAAAGAUAACUUCCUAAAAAUGGUGCUCGUUGAUGGCUCUUUCAUUGUUCAGCUCUUGAGGGAACUUUCAGCGUGUGAAUUCCGAAAAGUCCCUCCAUCUCUCAGCCCAUGGAUGUUGCCCAUCAUUCGUUGCGAGAUGAUAAUGCUUGAAAACCAGCUUCCCAUGUUUGUUUUGAGCAAGUUGUUCGAGUUAACUAGUGCUGAUUCUGCUCCUUCGGGACCAAAUAUUACUCUCAAAGAUGUCGCUCUUCGAUUCUUUUAUCCUUUGCUUCAGGUGGAUUCGAAUUAUAUACCGGAUAGUAAGAAAGCUGGUGAGUUAAGCGAGCUUCACUUCCUCGAUCUUCUUAGGUCAAGCAUUAUGCCAAAUAAUAUACUAGAAAGUGGGAAAGCUGAUGUCGGAAGAAAAUCUAAACCUCACAUGAUUCAUUCUGUAACGGAGCUGAUAGAGGCUGGUGUGCAGAUCAAAGCAGAUGAGAGUAAAAAUUUGCUUGACAUAAGCUUUGGGAAAAAAAUGGGUUUUUUAAAAAGAAAACUCACUAUUCCCCCUUUGUACAUCAAUGACCACACAUGCACUGUGUUUCGUAACAUGCUUGCUUUUGAGAACUGUCACCAGGAUUGUGACCGCAUGGUGACAGCCUACUUGUUUUUCUUCAAUGGACUCGUCAACUCUGCUGGUGAUGUCUCUUUUCUUCGUUACAAAGGAGUGCUUCACCAUUCUCUUGGCAACGACAACACCGUCUCUAAACUGAUCAACAACAUCACCAAAGAAAUUGUUCUUGACAAACAUAAGUGGUACUUGUACAAAGUGGUCAAUGAAGCUAAUGAGUACUCUGCUACAUGCUAUGCAAGAGUAAGAGCUUCCUUAGUGCAUCACUAUUUCACCAGCUGGGUGGUAAUAGCCUCAACUCUUGGUUCGUUGUUGGUGCUUUACUUCACUUUCAUUCAGAUUGUGUUUUCAUUUGGAAAAUCGUCAAAAGCCUUUGAAAACAAAAGCUUUGGAUCUGUCAUUUACGAUGCUUUCUGUGUGCCAUAUCUGUUGGAUAAACUUAAAUUAGUAGCAUGGUUUUUAUAUAAUUUCUUGUGAGUCUGCAGUGCUGCGGGUUUGCCGCAUUCAGUUCGUUCUGUAUUUCUUAUGCACGGUUCAGGUUUAUCUUUGUUCUGUUUACUUUGUUUUUAUACUUGGUGCACCAGCUGCUAGCAGACUUUAUUUUGUUGUGUUAUGUUCUUAUGCAUUGAAUAAACUUAAAUUAGGAUGUUUUUGUAAUUUCA